This is a messenger RNA of Centruroides sculpturatus (bark scorpion), 1137 nucleotides long. RefSeq names its product zinc finger protein 182-like. Lineage: Eukaryota; Metazoa; Arthropoda; Arachnida; Scorpiones; Buthidae. The transcript has 6 exons. The record is from RefSeq and is a predicted model, not a curated record. The annotation marks the transcript as partial.
AGUUCAUCGGAAGACCCGAGUGAAAGAAAAUAUCAAUGUGACACGUGCUUUAAAGACUUUCCAUGUAAAUCACAAUUACAAAGGCAUGUGAGAUCUCAUACAGGAGAACGACCAUUUCUGUGCGAGAUCUGUAAGAUGGCAUUCAAACAAAAGGCUCAUUUAAAACGGCACAUUGCAAUAAUGCAUUCGAAUGCGGUAACUGAAUCUUCGUCCCAGGAAUGUAUAGAACAAGUAAAACUGAAAUCAAAUUUGCAGUCUUCUAGUCAAACCUUGGAUCAUCAAACAACAAUGGAUCAAGCUGUAUUAAGUGCUGCCGAAAUUCUUCUCCAAAUGAGAAGGAGACUAGAGACAGACAAACAAAACACUUCGGAUUUGGAUAAACCAAUGAAAAAUUUAAAACUUUGUCAUAUGGAAAAAGAUGAAACAAAGACACAUGAAUGUACUUUAUGUAAAAAGAAAUUUCGUACAAAAUGGGAGUUAGAUAAUCACGUGAGGGUUCAUACUAAUGAGAAACCGUUUGUAUGCACUAUUUGCGAUAAAAAAUUCUCUCAGUCUUCAACUUUACUAAUUCACAAAAACGUACAUUUUCAAGAAAGACCAUUCAAAUGCAACUACAAAGACUGUACAUACGCUGCGAAAAUAAAACAUCAUUUAAUAAGCCAUGUGAAUCGAAUGCAUCUAAAACUACCACUAAAAUCGAAACGAAGAAACCAUAAAUGUGAUACCUGCGGUAAAAGUUUUGAAUCCUCAUCUGCUUUCAUAUGGCACCUGAUAUAUCCUAAAAGAAAACGACCAUUUUUAUGUGAUAUUUNAAUAAUAAAAGACACAGAACAUGGCCAAAAAGUGCAAUCGGAUGUUUUUCAGACACCAUCAACAAGUUCUGAAGCAAGAGGAUCAAUUGAAUCUGAACAAGUGGCUUCAGAAGAGAAUAUUUUCACACCAGGAGAAGCUGAAGAAUUUCUUAAAGAUUUUAACAUCGAUUUAGAAAUUAUGAAGUUUGAAACAUCCUCACAACUGGAAUUAUUCCCAGAGAUGGAAACCGAUGAAGAUAAAUUCGAAUGUCAACAUUGUGGACAACAAUUUUCUGACGAAAUUUCUUUAAAGGAACACGAGAAACAAUUUCACAAAUCUAGUUAA